AUGCGCGCUUCGGUCGGUCUCGCCUGCUUCCUCUUGGGCCUAGCGGCGGCUUGGGACCAGCAGCCCGACGGCUACGAAGUCAUCGACGGCCCCGCUAGCCCCGAGGCUCUGGACGAAUGGCGUCGCGACUGGACCACCUGGAAGAAGAUGGAGCUGGCCACCAACCGCUACAACCCGAGCGACGCCUGCAACGUGUACAACAUCAAGGAGACGCAGUGGACGCAGCAGAACUUCGUGCAGGUCUUUCUCAUGAUGAACGACCGCGACAUCUACGACCGCGAGACGCAGCAGUACACGGUGGACAAGUACGUGGACGGCAUGCAGAAGCGCGUGGGCACCGUCGACAGCGUCUUGAUCUGGCCGGCGUACCCGAACAUUGGCGUGGACAACCGCAACCAAUGGGACCUGCUUCGGGAUCUACCUGGGGGCGUGGAUGGAGUCAAGGGGGUCAUCGCCGACUUCCACCGUCGAGGCAUCAAGGUCAUCAUCCCGUACAACCCCUGGGACGCCGGCACACGCGACGAAGAGGGGCUCGAGACCAUGGUGCGCAUGUACAAUGCCGACAUUACCACGUUGAGUGAGACGAUCCCGGAGCUGCAAGCGGACGGCUUCAAUGGCGACACCAUGUACGGCGUGCCCAAGUCCUUCUACAACUGCAGCCAGCCGCUGGUCGCGGCCCCCGAGGGUGGCGUGCCCACCGCGUACUUGAGCCACAACCCGAUGAGCUGGGGCUACUACUACGGCUUCUCGCACUUCCCGCCCGUGGCUCGCUCCAAGUUCCUCGACUCGAGGCACAUGGUGCAGGUCUGCGCGCGUUGGUCGCUGGACAGGACGAACGAGCUGCUCAUGUCGUUCUUCAACGGCGCCGGCUACGUGGUCUGGGAGAACGUCUGGGGCAUCUGGAACGCCAUGACCGAGCGUGAAGAUGAGACCGUCAAGCGGAUGUUCGCCAUCUUGCGCAAGUUCGGAGCCAUUGUCGCUACUGGAGACUGGACUCCGUACUACGCCAUGACCUCCGACGGACUGUACGCUAGCGUGUUUGCGUCCAAGAAGAGCGGCCAAGCGCUCUACACCUUCAUCAGCACCGCGGAGAACGCCACGACCUACAAACUCUCGCUCACUGCAGCGCAGUCGGGAGACGAUGUGCGCGUGUUCGACGUUUACCACGGAGUGGAGCUCCAGAAGAAGGCUGGGGGCAACGGAUCCGUUGUUCAGGUGGAGCUGGAGCCGCGCGCGUUCGGCGCCAUCUACGUCACCAAGUCUAGCGACGACCUGGCGGAGUUUCUCGGCCAAAUGAAGACGAUGACGGCCAAGCCGCUGGCGAAAUACUCCACGACGAGGAACUUGCUCCAGCAGCAACUCGUUCGCAGCAACAGUACCAAUACUACCGUGACCUCAGGAACCGAGACAAAUACCGACGACAUGGUCCGCGUCGCUGGUACUGAGAACUGGUGGUUCAACGUCAGCGGCGUGCAGAUCGAGCCCGUGUCGGCCUGGACGCCCAACUUCGCGCAAUUCGGAACUGGAGUGCAGUUCCCCUGGGAGAACCGCCCCUGGAACAACCACUCGGCGCGUUUGUUCGUCCAGGACUUCCUCAUCGACAAGCACCCGGUGACCAACGCUCAGUACAAGACCUUCCUCACGGCGAGCGGCUACACUCCUAAGACGGUGGACCGAUUCCUGCUGCACUGGGAGAACCGCAACGGCGCCCCUGCGUCCUGGAGCAUUCCUUCGGGUUUGGAGCAAAGCCCCGUGGUGAAUGUCGCCCGGGAGGACGCUGAAGCGUACGCUUCGUACUACGGCAAGCGUCUACCGCAUGACUGGGAGUGGCAGUACGUCGCCUCCAAUGGUGAGAGCUACGAUGCGUACCCGUGGGGACCCCAGCUGGACACCACCCGACUGCCGAAGGUUGUUCAUGGCAAGGAACUGCCGACGCUGAGUCCCGUAGGAUUGUUCCAGAGCGCGCGCUCGACCAAGUUUCUCGUGGAAGAUCUAGUGGGCUACGUGUGGCAGAUGACCGACCAGUUCUGCGACGCGCACACGUGCGGAGUUGUUCUUCGAGGCGGAAGCAGCUACUACCCGAUCUCCGCCACGCACAGCGAUCCCAACUGGUACUUCCCGCAAGCUCUGGACUCCCAGCACCACAACCGCUUCCUCACGAUCAGCGAAGGCUACGACCGCUCGCCCAUGGUCGGCUUCCGCUGCGCGAAGAGCAUCACCCCGUCUCGCGAGUUUGACGUUGUGGCGUAA
Phytophthora sojae is the source of this 2250-nucleotide messenger RNA. RefSeq lists its product as hypothetical. NCBI's taxonomy places the organism in Eukaryota, Oomycota, Peronosporomycetes, Peronosporales, Peronosporaceae. The transcript has a single exon. The record is from RefSeq and is a predicted model, not a curated record. Bases 1 to 2250 code for a protein of 749 amino acids.